Leptopilina heterotoma is the source of this 1485-nucleotide messenger RNA. Its product is annotated as speckle-type POZ protein B-like. The record is from RefSeq and is a predicted model, not a curated record. Gene Ontology annotation, biological process: regulation of proteolysis; proteasome-mediated ubiquitin-dependent protein catabolic process. Gene Ontology annotation, cellular component: cytoplasm. Gene Ontology annotation, molecular function: ubiquitin protein ligase binding. Lineage: Eukaryota; Metazoa; Arthropoda; Insecta; Hymenoptera; Figitidae. The transcript is spliced from 2 exons. The coding region runs from base 154 to 1269 and encodes 371 amino acids.
GCGCGAGCGGCUUUCGUGAAGGUAUUGUGCAUUGGCCUUUAAACAGUUAUAACCUCAAAAUAUCUCCUUGGUACUGGUUUUGUCAAAUGCGAUCACAGACAGUUGUCGUUAAAAGUAAUUGUUCUAUUAAAUUCAUCAGUGAUUCAGGUAACAAUGGCUGUACCUUCGAAAAAAGCUAAAUUGUGGGGCGGAGACGAUAAUAUACAGGAUUAUGCUUCAAAAUUAAAGCUUUUGCGUAAUAAUUUUACUUGGACAAUUGAAAAUUUCGAGUAUAUUUGUCAAAAUAUGAAGGUCAUUAGAUCUCCGAGAUUUGUAUCGAAGCAUUCGAAAGAUGAAUAUUUUAUUGAAAUACAACCUACAGAAUUAAGAGAAGGCAACGAAGAUCUAUUAAAUAUUCGUUUCAUUUGCACAGAUGACAUUACAAAAUUUAUAUAUUUUAAAUUAAGAGUAGUCAGAUAUAUUAAUUAUCAGUAUGAUUAUAUUCGUACAUUUUACAAAGAACAGAAAGAACAAAAUAAUUGGGAAAUAAGUGGAUCAGAUUUAUGCAAGGCUUUUGGUAACACUAUACCUCAAAAUGUUUUAAUCAAAUGUGAGUUUAGUGUCAUUGAUACUACAAACACAAUAAAAAAAUCAAUAACUGACUUUCAAAAAUGUGAUGGACUGAUGGAAAAUAUUAAAAGUUUACUAAAAAAUGAAGAUUUCAAAGAUAUUAAGAUAAAAAUAGAGGAUAAAGAAUUCACCGCUCAUAAAAAUAUUCUUGCAAUUCGAAGUCCUGUAUUUGCGGCAAUGUUCAAGAACAAAAUGAAUGAGGAACUAACAUCCAUUGUUCAAAUAGAUGACAUAAAACCAACAUUAUUUCAACAAAUGCUGAAGUUUAUUUAUACGGAUCAAGUGGAAAAUUUAAAAGAAACAGCAUUCGAAUUAUUGUACGCUGCAGAAAAAUAUCAACUAGAUAAUCUGAAGUGUAUGUGCAUCAAGAGUCUAAAUGACAAUCUAUCUAUAAACUCAGUCUUUAAGACUUUGGAGGUUGCCGAAUUGUAUUCAAUCGAAUCGUUAAAAAAUGAAUGCCUCAAAUUUAUGUACGAGGAAAAAUUUGAUAUUUAUAAGACAAACGAUUUUCAAGAAUUGAUAAAAAUUCGUCCAAAUUUAUGGAUCGAUAUUUUGAAAAUGGAGAAAUUGCCAAAUACAGAAAAUGGAAACGUUGAUUGUUUUAAUAAUUGGGUUUACGAAUUGAAAUCAGAGACCGAAGCUGAACCAAAAGAAAAUUAAAAAUUCAAAGUUAGUGUAAUUUUGUAUCGACAAGAUUUUGAGUCAGCAAAAAACUGAACUUUCGAGACAAACCUAAAUUUGUUUUGCUUUAGGUCUCUUUUUUCUAACAAAUGAAAUGAUGGGAAUAAAUUUCUUUUUAUUUUUACAAAUUAUGAAUGUAGAGAAUAUUGUUAUUUCUUAUGUAAUAAUUAAUAAAAUUUAUUUCUGAAGAUUGAA